Messenger RNA from Spodoptera frugiperda (fall armyworm), 4558 nucleotides. RefSeq lists its product as uncharacterized. The record is from RefSeq and is a predicted model, not a curated record. The transcript is spliced from 8 exons. The coding region runs from base 235 to 4413 and encodes 1392 amino acids. NCBI's taxonomy places the organism in Eukaryota, Metazoa, Arthropoda, Insecta, Lepidoptera, Noctuidae.
GUACAUGAUUUUUGCAUUAUUCGAAAAUGCAAGAUGUCAAUUACAUGAUAAUGUCAAUGGCUUAUUUUAUAUUUUCUUUGAUUGGCUUUUAAAAUUAAUUUCUUAACUAUAAGUGUAGUUCCAUGUAGAGGGUGGUUUCAUUUUGGUCUCUGCGGUCAGCAGUCGAAAUUAUUGUGAGAAAAUCUAUUAGUAGAUUUUGUUUAACCGCCAUCAGAAUCAAACUCAUAAUUAAACAUGGCUAUAACUUCAUUCGAUAUUUCGUGUAAUAUAAAUAAAGUACCCAUUGAAUCGACUUGUUCAGCACUUAGUUCCAAAGGAGGCAAUGCAUGCCAAUUAUUAAAAAUUAACAUAGCGACGGACAGAAGCUUGUCAAGCAAUGCCAGUAGGCGUACCAAUAAAUCUAAAAAGAACAUCUCCCGGUCUCCGUAUCUGGCAAACGACGGAUUUCAGUUACUUUCAAGAGUUACAGAAAAACGAAUGGUUCAUAAAAAAACAACUGAUAUUGUUUCGUCUUUUCCGUUGGCAGUAAAUAUUUACAAAGCGAAUUCUGAUGAAUUCAAAUUACCAAAAAAAGUUAAAAAGGUUAAAAAAUCAGUGCUAACUCUUCCAAAUGAUCCGGCUCCAAUGCCACAAGUAUGCACAGUAAGCGAUAUGAACGAUUCGGAAUAUUGCGAAAAGAUUAGCCAAGAUCGCAAACAAAAAGUUAUUAAAAAGCGUAAUCCAAUUCAAAAUAAUAGGAAGACUCGAAUGCGACAAAAAGAUCAUGAAUUUUACGAUAGAGACGCACGAUUUUGUUCACAACUAAAUAUAGCUAUAGAUUGUAGCUCGACAGACAUGAUGAAAAAUUUUAAUGGAGACGGUGGUAAAGUGUUUGCCAAGAAAAAAUCAACAUUUUGUAAACCUCAAUCAGGUAUGUCCGGCAACCUAAAUGAUGUUUGGACCGUGCUAAGAAAUAUAAACAAGUUUCAGUUUAGGCCAUCACCUCCAGCGUCAGAUGGAAGCAGUAUACCAGUCCUAAAAAAAAGAAAAUCAUAUAAAAGGAGACUGAACCGUAAAGACGCACGAGUGAUUGAGACUUGUCGUACCGAAAAGUUUGCAUACAUAUCCAGUUACGAAUUGGAUGAUAAAUCUCCCCGUACUUUCUCACCAUCCUCUAGUGCAGACCGAAUCACGGUUAUUGAAAAACAAAAUGAGUUUGACAAAAUAUGCAAAGAGUUUGAAAAACAGCUUAUUACUCACGAUUUCCUUAAAGACAGUAAUAAUGUCGGUAAUACAAAAAUUAAAAGUGCGAAAGCUAAAAGGAGGUGUAGAAGCCCCCAAAGAAAUAUAAAAGCUGUACCUAAUGUUGGACCAAAAGAACAUAAACCUACUUUGAAAAAAAAGAAGAAAAAAACGAAGCGUCCUGUCGACCAGCGAAGUAAAACUCCACGAACUCAAAGCAGCGGAAAUAGAGAUUCUCUAUUGGAUGCUAAAACAUUAAAAUUUAAUUAUAAUUCUGAUGUAUCGUCGCAUAAACCUGACAGAAAUGAUAAUACGAGUCCAACUAAAGGAAGUUUCGUUUACUCAGAUUAUUCGGGAUCGAGCAAAGCUGAACAACCUCAAAAACAUGAUGAGCCAGAGAGUAUCAGUGAGAAAUUAACAGUAAAUUCUAGUUUGCCAGUAAAUAACUCAUCUCCAGUAGGUGUGACCAAAGAGCAAUUGUUGCCUGCUAGUUCAAUCUUACCUAAACAAUUUGAUCCUCCUAAAAGGAAACCACGUUUGGUUACUACAAUGCCGAGUUCGUGUAUAAUGCCAAAAUUAACACAGACUGAAAUAAAAAGGAGACUGGCGAAUAUCAGGUUUCCAAUCGUCGUCUUAGGAAAAGAUCAAGUUAGUUCAAAUAUACAAGUAAUGGAUUACGAUCCCCCACAAUUCAGUGGCUUAGAAGACCACAUAUGGCCAUUUAUGAAGGAUUGGUCUCCGAAUACCACGAAAAAUGCCACACAUCACAAUAACAAUAUAAACAAAAAAAGUGUUUCUUUUGUAUCGGAUACGAAUUCAAGUAAGUCGCGCAAAACUAUUACAGAAAUAACCAUAAUCAAACAAUCACCGAUAAUAAAUAUGAAGAAAACAGAAACUACGGAAACAGCUCCUACAAGUAAAAAGAACGUUAAACAUCCACCUUCUACUGAUAUUGCUGACAAGUUAUUGCAAUGUUCUAAGAAGCAAAAAUCGAUUGUACAAUUGAAGGACAAAAUGUUGAAUUUUUUAUAUAAAAAGACUUCGAAUCGCAACCUUACUUCAAGCACUGAUCAAACUGUUGAAAGCAAACCCAAAUGUCCAGUCGUCACCGAAAAUAAAUUGGUUGCCACUGAAAAUGAACAGAGGCCUACAAGUCCCACGGUACUUAAUGAAGCGUCUAAGAGAAAACCUUAUUCCAAUUCGUUCCAAAAAAACAAGAAAUCCCAAAAUUAUGCUUAUCCUUGGGCCAAAGCGAAAUGGGCGAGUGAUUUCAUAGAAAAUGUUAUAAGGAAAAUACGAAACGGAGUUUAUUACAACCAAGAACAUAAAGAUUUUGGUCAGAUAUUUCCAAUUGAUUUCAAAGAAGUCUCCGUACAAACUGGAUCGUCGUGCGAUUCUGUUGAUUCUACAAAGACUUAUAGAAGUGACUUAUCAAGUUCAGAUCUUACAUAUGAUCUGAUAGAACACCCUGAUAUACCAGGGUUUAAUCAUACACUACCCGCACUUGAAAUAAAAACACUAAACACGAACCAAAUUGCAGUGAAACACUGUGUGACGAACGUUAUGGUACAGUUUGACGUAACAGUCCCAGCUAAGGAUACCAAAAGUGUCACCAGUAUCACUAAAGCUAUAUCUUUAAUCCCAUUAGAAGUGACUGAUAGUCAUACGAAGGUAUACAAAUGCAAAACAACAAUUUUCAAUGGUAUGUUACCUGCGGAGAUAUGCAGCAUUCUACCGAAAAUGAUGAACAAUAUCAUUAAUUCAACAAGUAAAACUAUAAGCUCAGAUAGCUCUUUCACAAUAUGUCCAACAAAAACAGAGUCCUGCUUAUCCACAAUAUCGGAACAAGCUCGCUAUGAGAAUGCUGAAUACUUGAAUGCCAAAAUAUUGAAGACUCCCUCAAUAUCGAAAUUGAGAAGGAGUUUUAAGGGAAGUUUUUCAAAUAAAGUCCUGAUUAAACCAGUACAUAAGAAACACGUUUUUCAAAUAGAUUACGACAGUUGUUUUGCGACAGAUUUAUUACCUCAGGUUUCGUUGGAUGAUUUACUGCAGUAUGAAGUGGGUCCAUUAGCUGUUGAACUGGACGGUUUUAGAUAUGAGCAAUUGCAACAAAAUAUGCAACCAUCAAAUGAACCAGUAACUGAAGUAGUACAACCUACUUGCACUACUUUGGCAAUGUACACGAGUAGCACUAACAGAAUGACUGCGGCUUUCUCAUCUUGUGAUCUUAUGGCUUUGAUGAAAAGUUUAUGGUAUAAUUACAACUUACAAAUACAUUUCAAUUUAAGCUCUUAUUUCGAAAUGCUUGAACUGCAAUAUGAUGGUCAAAAUAUUAAAUUAAAUGUGUCGCUUACAAAAGAUAAUGCUGUACAACAAAAUGUUGCAGUAACUGUAAGCAACGUGAAAAUUGAUUCGUUGUUCGAAGCAUUGCCAAAAGGCAAUGCCAACAAGAGAGUACGGGACAAAGCUCCUUUGAAAUGUAUAGAAUACGUAAAUGCAGCGCUAGCAAACAGAACAAAGAGCACAGAGGCAAGCCAAGUUACAAUUACCAAGGUUAAAAGGAAAGGAUUAUAUAAACUUUAUAGAAAAUGUAAAUCAACCACUAAUUUACCGAUAUUAGGAGACAAAAAUCUUCACACACCAUUAAGUAGAAUCACAACUAUGGAUGAAUUUUUUCAAGUUCUUGGAUCCAAAAAAUUGCUUUCUAGUGUCUUUGAUGGGUAUUCUUCUGAGAAAAUUUUGUCCUCGAUAAUAGAGAUGAAGAAUUGGAUUACUGAAAUAAAUGCGAAGCAGGCUUUACUGAUAUUGUUACUGACAAAUAAGAAAGAUACGCAGAAUUUAGUGCGAUUCAGGCCAAUAAUUCUGCAGGGUAUCGCAGUUAACAGGAUCACACGAGCUACUGAGUUAGACAUGGAGAUUGAAGUCAUUGAGAGAGAAAAUUUAAAUAAAUUAUCGCAGUUCGAAGGAAUAUCAUACUUGCCGGCUUCUGUCACGAAUUACGACAAUCUUUUAGAAGAGUUGUACUGGAUAGCUAAGACUACUGCUUCAGAUUAUAAAAAACCUUUUGAUGAAUCAUCAGAAAGGCUUCUAAAGUCUUUACUAGAGAAACGCAAGAAGUUAAAUCCAUCGUAUCUCCGAGUAAUGGCACGCUAUGUGGGUCUCGGACUACUAAAACCGCAGGCAAAAUGUUGAAAAUUUUAAUUAGUGAUGUUUUUAAAUUAUUUAAUUGACACAAAUUAUGGAAGUAUGUUGCUAGUCAGAAAUUGACGAGUGGUUUAUAAAGAAAUAUUUAUUUUAUAUAUCUAUUUAUGGUAAUAAAUUAUUUUAUAAAGUUAAA